GGCGAAACUUGUCAAGCACUCACACCAUGUCUGUUAGCAACGAUCUCAUCUGGCAAGUUAUCCGUGAUAACAACCGCUUCCUUGUUAAGCGCUCUGAGUUCGGUGGCAUCCAAUUCAACCGUGAGCCCUUCAACGUCACCGGAAAGAACUCUCAACGUUUCUCUGGUCUCACCAACGACCGUGCCGUUGGUAUCAACGCUAACAGCCCUCGUGGUGUUGUUUUGGUCACCAAGACCAACCCCAAGAACGCUCAAAAGCCUGCCAAGCUUUUCCGCAACGACGUAAUUGCUAACAAGUCUUCCCGUAAGACCUACAAGAGCGUUGCUGGCCGUGUUGGCAAGACUGGCUACCGUCCUGACCUUUUGAACGUUUCUAUCGCUCGCUCUUCUGCUAUUCUUGCCUCUCAACGCCCCAAGAAGAACUCUGCUUAAAUGUGGUGUUAGUAGAAAAUAAAAUCUGACUUCAUGCUUAUCCAUCAAUGUGUUCGUAUUGUUGUUAUUAUAUUAUAAAUUAACAGAAUAAUUAUUUUUGUUAAGAUCAAUAUUCUAAAUAGAAAUCCAUUAUCAUUCCCA
Molecule: messenger RNA, 572 nt
Organism: Schizosaccharomyces cryophilus OY26
Lineage: Eukaryota; Fungi; Ascomycota; Schizosaccharomycetes; Schizosaccharomycetales; Schizosaccharomycetaceae
Product: 60S ribosomal protein L28/L44
Exons: 1
Coding region: 27-431 (134 amino acids)
Biological process (GO): translation
Cellular component (GO): ribosome; cytosolic large ribosomal subunit
Molecular function (GO): structural constituent of ribosome
Source: RefSeq, a predicted model, not a curated record